Messenger RNA from Chrysochloris asiatica (Cape golden mole), 836 nucleotides. RefSeq names its product myosin, light chain 12B, regulatory (gene MYL12B). Gene Ontology annotation, cellular component: stress fiber; cytoplasm; myofibril. NCBI's taxonomy places the organism in Eukaryota, Metazoa, Chordata, Mammalia, Afrosoricida, Chrysochloridae. Gene Ontology annotation, molecular function: calcium ion binding. The transcript is spliced from 4 exons. The coding region runs from base 70 to 588 and encodes 172 amino acids. The record is from RefSeq and is a predicted model, not a curated record.
CUUCGUCACUUGUCGCCUCGCGCAGGGCAGCCCAGUUCUGGUGUCUGGCGGCGAAUUUAAACAGCCACCAUGUCGAGCAAAAAGGCAAAGACCAAGACCACCAAGAAGCGCCCUCAGCGCGCAACAUCCAAUGUGUUUGCCAUGUUUGACCAGUCACAGAUUCAGGAGUUUAAAGAGGCCUUCAACAUGAUUGAUCAGAAUAGAGACGGCUUCAUCGACAAGGAAGAUCUGCAUGAUAUGCUUGCUUCUCUUGGGAAGAAUCCAACUGAUUCUUACCUCGAUGCCAUGAUGAAUGAGGCUCCAGGCCCCAUCAAUUUCACCAUGUUCCUUACGAUGUUUGGGGAGAAGCUAAAUGGGACCGAUCCGGAAGAUGUCAUCAGAAAUGCUUUUGCUUGCUUUGAUGAAGAAGCAACAGGCACCAUUCAGGAAGAUUACCUGCGGGAGCUGCUGACUACCAUGGGAGAUCGGUUUACGGAGGAGGAAGUAGAUGAGCUGUACAGAGAAGCACCUAUUGACAAAAAGGGGAAUUUCAAUUACAUUGAGUUCACGCGCAUCCUUAAACAUGGAGCAAAAGACAAGGAUGAUUGAACGAACUUAAGCUAAAACCUUCCAGUUACCUUGUCUUACUCUAUUUUAUUUCCAACACACUUUCCCCUCACCCUCAUAGGACUCAUUGCAUGCACUUAGCGUCACAGCUUUGCCCUUUUUUGGAUGUAUUUAUUCCAGACCUUUCUGCCACUUAGCACCUUGUAUAAUCAGGUUGGGAAUGGGAAUAAAGUUGUAAAUUGUAUUGAAAAAGAGAUUAUGAAUAAAAAUCAACAAAUGUGAAAUCCCAG